Aureobasidium musti is the source of this 618-nucleotide messenger RNA. Lineage: Eukaryota; Fungi; Ascomycota; Dothideomycetes; Dothideales; Saccotheciaceae. The record is from the annotation of a GenBank genome assembly.
AUGGCUUCCACCGAUGACCAGAAGAUCAUCUUGGUCAGCUCUGAUGGCGUGAACAUCCAGACUGGUAUGCGCUCUUACUCUUCCUCCAUCUCUACUUACCUUGCUAAUCCAACUUGUANNGAUCGUAUCAUCGCCGAGCGCUCCAUGCUCAUCAAGAACAUGAUCGAGGAUCUUGGUACCCCCGGCGAGGAGCCCAUCCCCAUCAUGAACGUGAGUCUCAUCCUCAGCAUCGCUCCUUGUCUCGCACUUACUGACUCAUCUUGCUCUAGGNUCUCCGAAGCAGUUCUUCGCAAGGUUCUCGAGUGGUGCGACCACCACAAGAAGGACCCUCCCCCGGAGAAGGAUGAGGACGCCGAAUCCCGCAAGAAGACCACCGACAUUGAAGAGUGGGACCAGAAGUUCAUGCAGGUCGACCAAGAGAUGCUCUUCGAGAUCAUCCUCGCCGCCAACUACAUGGACAUCAAGGCCCUCCUUGACGUCGGCUGCAAGACUGUCGCAAACAUGAUCAAGGGCAAGUCUCCCGAGGAGAUCCGCAAGACCUUCAACAUCCAGAACGACUUCACCCCCGAGGAGGAGGAGCAGAUCCGCCGCGAGAACGAGUGGGCUGAGGACCGCUAA